This is a messenger RNA of Salvia hispanica, 834 nucleotides long. NCBI's taxonomy places the organism in Eukaryota, Viridiplantae, Streptophyta, Magnoliopsida, Lamiales, Lamiaceae. The record is from RefSeq and is a predicted model, not a curated record.
AUGGCACAUGAAAAUCAAAAUUCAAAAACCCUCAACCCUUUGGCACCGGAAUACAUUCCGAUUAGUAUCUCCGGAAUCACCCCAUCCCUCCCGCCGCUGCAACCCCCGUCGUUUCUUCCACCACACCAAUUCCACACAUACUCCGCCGCCCCUCAAAGCCAAGCCUUCUACCCCGCCCCACUCCCGCCGCAUCAAUUCCGGCCAUACUACACCCACAACCCCGCCCCUCCGCCGCCGCGAUCAACUUGGGGAAGGAGAGAGAGACGCCGCGAGCAGUUCUCGCAGCGCGACGUGCGCAAUGCGGAGAGCAAGCACCAAAUCGUGCCUCUAACACGCGAUGAAGAGGCUACUACUGUUAUGAUCAAGAACAUCCCUUACAAUUGCAGAAGGAAAGAGCUGAUCACUAUGCUUGAUGACUUCUGCAAAAAUCAGAACGCGAGAAACGAGACACAAGAAACUCCCUCGCCUUGCGCUUACGAUUACCUAUACUUGCCGAUUGAUUUUUGGACUAGAAAAAGCAGAGGUUACGCAUUUGUAAACUUCACCACCUCAAGAGCUGCGUGGGAAUUCCACGACUGCGUUCACCUCACAUAUUGGGGUUUUCAUCACCGACCAAAUUGGCAAAAGAAAAUCGAGAUUGUCUGCGCCGAAAUCCAGGGCAAGGAAGACGCGGUGAGCCAUUUUUCGGAGUCGGUGUUUGAGUGCGAAACCGACGAGUAUCUACCGGUGUGCUUCAGCCCGGCAAGGGAUGGCUCCGGGUAUCCCGCUGAGCUUAUCGUAAUUGGAAAACGGCUACCCGUUGUUGAACGCCAGAGCUACAUUAAUCACAACUAA